Molecule: messenger RNA, 558 nt
Organism: Rotaria socialis
Lineage: Eukaryota; Metazoa; Rotifera; Eurotatoria; Philodinida; Philodinidae
Source: the annotation of a GenBank genome assembly
AUGAGUGCUGAGGGAUUCCUAGGAAAAAUAGGUACGCAUCCUGAUAAACUAAAUGAAGCCAAAGACGAAGAAAUAUGGGAAGGUAUGAAUAUACAAAUUCAUCGUGCAGCUAGACAAUUUCCAGAUGGUAAAUUGUAUGCAACUAUUACGAUCGUGCCCAAAUCUGCGGAACGCCUUAUUGCAAGUUUCCGAUUAAUUGUCGAUGGAUGUGAUAGAGAUGAAUUCGAUGGAUCUUUUCGAUUCAUAUCUAUAUCAGGUUUUGAUAUCACAAAAAAAGACAAAACCAUAGGUAUAAAAAUUCAAGCCUUUCCUCACAAUAAGCAUUAUGAAACGAUGGAAAAAAUAUCGAAACCUUGUUCCUUCUUCCUUAGUCGUCACAGAUUUAAGCUAAGUCCAAUUAUAUAUUUCUUUUAUGUCAAAGCAACUUCUACUUAUAAUAUGACAAUCAGAUGGAAUCAUAUUGGUGGUCGCGUUGGUCAAAAAUAUAUUGUUUACUUCGACAAAAGAGAAAUUCAAUAUGUAAAUCGAUUUAUUAAAUUUUCAUGUAUUGUAAAGUAA